Molecule: messenger RNA, 1394 nt
Organism: Melanaphis sacchari
Lineage: Eukaryota; Metazoa; Arthropoda; Insecta; Hemiptera; Aphididae
Gene: kune
Exons: 4
Coding region: 499-1170 (223 amino acids)
Biological process (GO): regulation of tube size, open tracheal system; septate junction assembly
Cellular component (GO): membrane; septate junction
Source: RefSeq, a predicted model, not a curated record
GCGUGGUCGUUUUUUUGCGCGCGCCGUUUCUCGACGUGUCUCGUGUCUGUCGUCUGUGGUCGUUUAUGCGCACACUGCCGCCGCGUCAGAUCGAAUAGAUUUAUUUUGAAUUUCGAUCCUUUGUCUCCGAAGUUAAUCUAAGCCGGUUGGGUCCCCGACGCGGAAAUAGCCAAAAACGUGUAUUCAAAUUGAUUUUUUUUUGUGUCAUCUCGCCCGGAAUGUCGUCGCAAAAUUGUAUUGGAAUAAAUUAAAAAAAAAAAAACGCGCGCGAAACUUCGGCAAGAAAACCGGAUUUGUAUCGUUGGAACGGGAAAAACGCGCAAUUCACGUUUGCCACCCUGAGCCACAUGUUGAUUACGGUGUGUGAUAACCGCUGUUGUUGUUUGUACCCGUCCCCGUCGCCACCGCCGCCGACCGUGUUGGAGGACACUCCCAGUUUUGUUGUCCUUUUUCAAAACUUGAAAUUUCAGUACGCGUCUUGAUGUACCAGUGAUUUCUAUGGCCAAGUCCAGGAACGGUCUGACGGCCGUUGGCCUGUCGGUUUUGGGAGCGUUUUUGGUCCUGUUGGCGUUCACGACGAAGAGUUGGUUGGUCACGGAUGGCAAAUUAGAGCACCCAAAAUUCGAAAGGAUCGGUCUGUGGGUAGUAUGUUUUAAAGAAUUUGAAGACUCUCAUCAUUGGUACGACACACAAUUCCAUAGUUGUUGGUGGGUGUUUGAAGAAGAGUAUUAUAUUAUCUAUGAUAUUUUAUUCAAAGGUUUUUACAUUGCUACUCAGUUUUGGUUCUCAGCUUGUGUUCUCUUAACAGUGUUUGGUUUAUUCUACACUACACUUUAUAUGUAUUUAAAUAGAGCUUAUGAACGCUAUGUUCAAAUUCUAUUUACAGCUGGAAUACUUUACAUAGCUGCUGCUAUAUGCAGUACUAUUGCUCUCAUAAUAUUUGGAAUAGAUGGAGAUAGUAGAGUAUGGAUGCCACAUUGGGAACACAAUGAUAUAGGGUGGAGUUACGGAGUAGCAGUCGCAGGAACUAUUGCCCUUUAUGUCAGUGGAAUAUUGUAUGUAAUAGAGGGACGAGCUCACAAGAUUAAACGUCAAAAAAUGGCUACCCAAAGGGCCAAUUACAACUAUGACGCAGAUGACUUAAAACAAUCGUCUCACACUGACAUAUAAUUUUUCAAAUUUUUAUUUUCAAAACUUCAGCAUCUGCACUUUUUCAUUAAUUUAUUCUUAAUGAUUAUGUAUGGUGAGCACUUCUAAAACAUAGACUCAUUGACAUUCUUCAAAUGUCUGCAUGAACUGUUCACUUUGCUUAGAAAACAUUUGGUAUUUAUUUUGGAUAACAAAUAUUAUUAAGUAUAGUAUGAAUGAGCACUUAUGGAUUUUUAUUCUUAAGA